AUGUAUAGUAUUAGUCGUAUAAUUGAAACUGGCAGUCCAUUAGUUAAUCAUUCGACCUAGUGUGUGUUCGUAAAUUGUUCGCAUUUUUAAGUCGUGUGUUAAAAUUUUAACAUUAAAUAAUAUAAAAGUGAUUUAUACUAAUAGUUUUAUUUUAACUUUCUUUGUUUAAUUGUGGUCUGUGCGUGUUUAUUUGUUUAUUAUCAACAUCUAAUAGAAAAUUAUAAAUGAAAAAUAUAUUUUUCAACAUUGUGAAUAAUAAUAAUAACAGGGUCGAAAAGUUUUUUUAUGCUUCAAUUCUUCACUAAAAAUAAAUUUAAAUCGAUAUUAUGUUCUGUGGGGCAAUAUGAAUAAUUAAACAAAUGUCUAACGUUUAUCAGAAUUUUUUAAGUCAGUAUGAUUAAUCAACGAUGGGUGGUGUACGUCUUGAACGAUAUAAUGCCCCGCUGAGUCACCGUUUACUCAACGACGAAGGACUCGUUAUAUGUCAAAUAAAUUUCAAAACGAACACCGGCGUAUCAUAAAUAUACUUUUGAAUAAUUGGUUCACUUCAUGGUUGUUAUUGCGAUCUUCCGGUUUAAAUUACGAUUAGACUCAUUUGAAAUUUCUAUAAAGAACAAUUGAGAACUAUGUUAAAAGACGUAAAAAACACGAGGUGGGAGUCGUUAUCGAAGAAUGACGUAUGUGGGUCGUUUGUCACCAGUGACAUGCCCGCUUUCCAAGUUGGGGCGUUCGUCUCCUGGGUCGUUAGAAUUUACGCCGUCUGUUCGGAGCGGUUCAUAUCGUCCUUACACCGUAUUAGAGGCUGAGACUAGUUUCACUUAUAGUCCAACGACUUUGCGUUGUAGUUCGCCGUGCCUGGACCAAGGAUAUCAUACGCUAGUAACAAGUGGUAAUGACAAUUGUGGAAUAGUCGUCAGUACUGCCAGUUCGCUUUCGUUGCAACCAACAACAAAGCACAGACGGUCCCAAAUUCGGACUACGAGUAGUUGUCACUUUGAUAGACUUCGCGAUGAGCUGGUUCUUAAAAUCUUCUCAUAUCUUGGAAGUGCGGAUCUCUGUUCAUGCGCCGCUGUUUGUCAUAGAUGGGAAAAUCUAGCGUGGGAGCCAGUCUUAUGGAGAACGAUAACGCUGACCGGCGAAAGCACCUGCGGUGAUAAAGCAAUCAGAUGCGUGUUGCGCCGACUUUGUGGUCAGACUAGGACAGGCGCGUGCCCGCAAGUACAACGAUUGUUCCUCAGCGAUGGCACGAAAAUUUCUGAUAAAAGCUUAAUUGCUUUAGCCCGAAGGUGUCCCGAACUCACGCAUGUUCAAUUGCAUGCCAGUCCCAACAUCACCAAUGCUGCCAUUUCUGAACUAGUCGCCCGCUGUCCCAACCUGCAACACUUAGAUGUUACCGGCUGUGUCAAAGUAUAUACUAUUGGAAUACACAGUCGGCCUGAACCCUCUCUAAGACUGAGUCUGCAAUACUUGGACCUAACCGAUUGCCAUCUCGUGGACGAUGACAAUUUAUCUGUGAUCGUCAGCAAUUGUUCACAACUGGCCUAUUUGUACCUAAGGAGGUGUACAAAAGUUACAGAUGCGGGUAUUAAAUUUGUUCCAAGUUUCUGUUCGGCUCUCAAGGAGUUAAGUGUAUCGGAUUGUCAUCAAGUCACUGAUUUCGGCUUAUACGAAUUAGCCAAGUUGGGAGCUUUACUCCGCUACCUUUCAGUGGCCAAGUGUGAUCAAGUGAGCGACGCUGGAUUGAAGGUGAUAGCACGUCGAUGUUACAAGCUGAGGUAUCUCAAUGUUAGAGGUUGUGAAGCAGUUAGCGACGACGCCAUCACAGUACUCGCUCGAUCCUGUGCCCGACUUCGAGCUCUAGACAUUGGCAAAUGCGAUGUUAGUGAUGCUGGUCUCAGGGCGCUUGCUGAGAGUUGUCCUAACCUCAAGAAACUCAGUCUACGAAACUGUGAUCUAGUAACAGACCGUGGAAUUCAACUGAUAGCGUAUUACUGUCGUGGUUUACAGCAGCUUAAUAUUCAAGACUGUCAGAUAUCUUUGGAUGGGUACAAGGCUGUUAAGAAAUUCUGCAAACGUUGUAUUAUUGAACACACAAAUCCAGGAUUUUUUUAAACUGGUUGAAUGUUGUGCCAUCUUGAGUUUCAUUUUUGCCAUAUGACAUUCCUACCAGUGGCGAUAAAAAUUUUUUCUAUAACACCACUUACAGAUGCUGUUAUAAUAAGUCUAUAUUAAUUAUGUACAACAUAAAAGACUGUCAAUGUAUAUAUCUUUAUGCAUAUUUUCUUACAAUAAACUAAUCGUGACCCUAUGUAUUAAUAUAAAAAGAUAAUGUUACUAAUUAUUUAAAAAUAAAUAAAUCGAUAAUUAUCUUGUAAUGAGUAUAAAUGUUGUAAAUACUACGAUAUUUUGAAUUGUCUAUUAACACCGUUGUUUCAAGUUUGUUAAACUUAAUUUUUAUUUUAAAAAUAAAUUUUAUGAAUCCUAUUGAUUAUUUUAGGUCAAUUUUAAUUGUUCUUUUUUUUAAAUUAUAUAGUAAUCUGUUAUACAACUGAAAUCAUUCUAAGUCCAAUUUAUAGAUAAUAAUAAUUUUUUUUUUUUUUUUUGAGCCCCAUUUUAAGUAUAAUAGGUUUUGAGUAUUUUAAAUUAAUUUAACACUUAAAUUAAGUACAGUUUUCAUUUAUAAAUAAUGUAGUUAUUUAAUUUUCAAAAUUGUCAUUAUAAAUAUUAAAUAUGUACUCAAACAUUUUGAAUUACAUUGUUAAAGCUGU
Molecule: messenger RNA, 2768 nt
Organism: Daktulosphaira vitifoliae (grape phylloxera)
Lineage: Eukaryota; Metazoa; Arthropoda; Insecta; Hemiptera; Phylloxeridae
Product: F-box/LRR-repeat protein 7-like
Exons: 6
Coding region: 673-2112 (479 amino acids)
Biological process (GO): SCF-dependent proteasomal ubiquitin-dependent protein catabolic process
Cellular component (GO): SCF ubiquitin ligase complex
Molecular function (GO): protein binding
Source: RefSeq, a predicted model, not a curated record